CGAUGGUGUGAAAGGCGCCGUGAGGGAACUCGGCGAGAUGGAAACCCGCCUGCAGAACGCCACCAGAACCUCACGCCUCGCCAUUGAAGCAAGUGUCUUUACUUCUUCUCACAACGACCUCACCCCGUCAGAGAACGGUGCCUGUAUAUCUCAUUUGGAUGCCAUGGCAACUGACCCCGAGGAGUGCGCUCGGAAAGCUGAAGAAGAGCGUUCCGGUACCCCUGACGUGGACGCCGCACCAAUCAUUGGCCCAGAAGGCGAGGCCGCCGUCGGUGAUGUCGAGGAUGACAAGAUCCGCGCUGAAGACGCCCCCGAAAGAGGCGCUGCGAGAGAACCGCCAGUCAACAGUGAUUACUUGCCUUUGCCGUGGAAGGGAAGACUGGGUUAUGCCUGCCUCAACACAUACCUGCGCGCUGCCAACCCCCCCGUAUUCUGCUCGAGGACUUGCCGCAUUGCAUCCAUUUUGCAACACCGCCAUCCAUUAGCAGACCCAAGCCAGCCAGAACACUCAACCAAGAACCGCCCCGAUGAGACAAAGCCUGCCGACAUCCAGCGUGGUCAAAAAUACGUACAAGAGCUCGGGUUGGCCAAUGCGAGGGAUAUCCCCAAGAUGCUUCGCUGGAACGAAAAGUACGGCAUCAGAUUCAUGCGCCUCAGCUCCGAAAUGUUUCCUUUCGCCAGUCAUGAGGAGUACGGUUACCGUCUUGCCCCUUUCGCUGCCGACACCCUUGCCGAAGCGGGCAAAGUGGCUGCUGAGCUGGGGCAUCGACUGACUACACAUCCGGGCCAGUUCACACAGCUGGGUUCGCCUCGCAAAGAGGUCAUUAACGCUGCAGUCCGUGAUCUCGAAUAUCACGACGAGCUGCUUUCGCUGCUCCGCCUUCCCGAACAGCAGAACCUGGAUGCAGUCAUGAUCUUGCACAUGGGUGGCACUUACGGUGACAAGCGGUCCACCCUGGACAGGUUUCGCAGCAACUAUGCCGGCCUGUCGCCAUCUAUCAAGCAGCGCCUUGUACUGGAGAAUGAUGACGUUUCCUGGUCCGUCCAUGACCUUCUGCCGAUAUGCGAGGAACUGAACAUUCCUAUGGUCCUCGACUUUCACCACCACAACAUUAUAUUCGAUUCGAGCCAACUACGAGAAGGCACUCAAGACAUUGAGCAACUUUUCGAGCGCAUUCACGCGACCUGGACACGCAAGGGCAUCACGCAAAAGAUGCACUACAGCGAGUCUUGCCCUGGUGCCAUCACGCCCCGUGAUCGACGAAAGCACUCGCCGCGUGUACGGACGUUACCCCCUUGCCCUCCUGAUAUGGAUCUCAUGAUUGAGGCCAAGGACAAGGAGCAGGCUGUUUUCGAGCUCAUGCGCACAUUCAAGCUUCCAGGAUACAAUGCAAUCAAUGACAUUAUCCCAUACGAGCGAUUAGAUGAGCUUCGCGUCAGCAAGACCGGCAAAGCCAGGAAGGAAAGCAAGAAACAGCCCAAGAAGACGAAGAGGAAGGCUAAGGAUGCUGAAGACGAUGAAGACUCUGACGAGGUACCAGAGCCCGGGCCCACAGCUGUCGAAGAUAACAUCGUAUCUCCUGAUGAUUUUGGGAUGGGAGGGCCUCAAAACAGGGUUUACUGGCCCGAAGGUAUGGAGGAAUGGCUCAAGCCUAAGAAGCGAGAGGUGAAGAGGAGUAAGUCGACAAAGUUGGUAGACGCCAUAAAGCCCGAGGUCAAGGAGGAGGAGGAAUGAUUCUUGACUCUGCGCAGUUGUCCCGCAUAGGAUUAUGCUUGCUUGUACGAUAAAAGUAUGUACGCUACUGGCAUAGCAUGUCGCGAUAUUGGGCAUGCUUCACCUGU
Messenger RNA from Colletotrichum navitas, 1842 nucleotides. Its product is annotated as UV-endonuclease UvdE-domain-containing protein. Lineage: Eukaryota; Fungi; Ascomycota; Sordariomycetes; Glomerellales; Glomerellaceae. The record is from RefSeq and is a predicted model, not a curated record. Gene Ontology annotation, molecular function: endonuclease activity. Gene Ontology annotation, biological process: response to UV; nucleotide-excision repair; mitochondrial DNA repair. The coding region runs from base 38 to 1735 and encodes 565 amino acids. The transcript has 2 exons. Gene Ontology annotation, cellular component: mitochondrion; nucleus.